AUGUCUUCCUCUUCAUCUCCACAGUACGCGCUGGAGCGAUCAGUUGCCAUUUCGGCAGUGGAGCGCGCAUGCUCGCUCACGGACAAGGUCUUCCGCAACCUCGUCACUGCUGACACGGUCACCAAGAAGGACAAGUCACCUGUCACCGUCGGCGACUACUCGGCGCAGGCAGUGGUGAAUGCCAUCCUUGGGUCCCACUUUGACGAGGACCCUAUCGUCGGAGAGGAGGACUCCAAGGACUUGCAGAAGCCCGAAGCGGAGUCGCUGCGCAAGCAGAUUUUUGCUCUAGCCAACGAAGCGCUCAAGAACCCAGCACAAGAGUGCCCCGCUGUAGCUGAGGCCGAGUCGAAAGCUAACACGCAAGCAUGGGGCGAACGCGAGCUCACUGAACGAGAGCUUCUCGCCGCCAUCGACAGGGGUACCGCUGAGGGGGGCGCCAAGGGUCGUUGCUGGGCGCUCGACCCCAUCGACGGUACCAAGGGCUUCCUGCGUGGAGGCCAGUACGCCGUGUGCCUCGCCUUCAUGGUCGACGGAGUGGUUCAGGUGGGUGUCAUGGGAUGCCCCAACUUGCCGCACGACGCCUCGUCGGCAAAGCCCAAGGAGGGUGAGUUUGGCGCUGGUGAGAAGCGCAGCGAUCUCGGCACACUGUUCAUCGCUGUGCGCGGACAGGGCGCCUUCCAACGUCCCAUCCAGGGCGGCGAAGAGAAGAGGAUCUCGAUGCGACAGAUCAGCUCGCUGUCCGAGGCUUCGUUCUGCGAGUCGGUCGAAGCGGGCCACUCUUCACACGGCACCAACGCCAGGAUUGCAGAAUUGCUUGGCAUUUCGGCUGCCUCGGUGAGAAUGGAUAGCCAGGCCAAGUACGCCAGCAUCUCAAGAGGGGACGGCGACGUUUAUCUGCGUCUGCCCGUUGGCGACGGCAGCUACCAGGAAAAGAUCUGGGACCACGCUUCUGGAUCUCUGCUGGUUGAAGAGGCUGGCGGUAAGGUAUCGGACAUCCGCGGCAAGGACCUCAACUUUGGUGUGGGACGAACUUUGCGCGACAACCGCGGUGUGGUUGCAUCCCAAAAGGAGCACCACGCCAAGGUCAUCGACGCUGUUCGCAAGGCACUCGAAGAGGAGGGUCGAGGACACCUUUGA
Molecule: messenger RNA, 1137 nt
Organism: Sporisorium graminicola
Lineage: Eukaryota; Fungi; Basidiomycota; Ustilaginomycetes; Ustilaginales; Ustilaginaceae
Exons: 1
Coding region: 1-1137 (378 amino acids)
Biological process (GO): phosphatidylinositol phosphate biosynthetic process; sulfate assimilation
Molecular function (GO): 3'(2'),5'-bisphosphate nucleotidase activity
Source: RefSeq, a predicted model, not a curated record